ACACAUUCACCCGCGUCUUCUCGGCAACAAUGAAGGGUGUGAAGGCGGUAAUUUUGUGCUGUCUCCUGGUGGCGGUUUUGGCCGACGCGGACGCCGACGCGGACGCCGACGCCCAAUCACGCGGCAGGAACAACAGGAGGCGAGGAAAUGCGAGAUUCUUUGGCGGUGGGCUCCCCGGCCAGUUCGGAGGCGGCGGCUUCCCCGGCGGUGGUGGCUUCCCCGGCGGUGGCUUCCCCGGUGGUGGCUUCCCCGGCGGUGGCUUCCCGGCGCAGUGCAGGUACUGGUGCCGCACGCCCGAGGGCCAGGCCUACUGUUGCGAGGGCGCCCAGCAGCCGGAGCGGCCGGUCGGGACCAAGUUCGGGCAGUGUCCCCCGGUGCGGCCCACCUGCCCGCAGACCCGCUUCGGGCCCCCGCAGACGUGCUCCAACGACUACAACUGCGCCGGCAGUGACAAGUGCUGCUUCGACAGGUGCCUGGGAGAACACGUGUGCAAGCCGCCCUCGGCGUUCGGCUUUUUCGGAUAAAGGGAGAUUCGGUGGAUUGUCUGUUCGAUAAUGAACGACCAAUAAAGAGAGCGGAUGAGACCACAUAUAAUCUGCGAUCCCUGA
Penaeus chinensis is the source of this 608-nucleotide messenger RNA. RefSeq names its product WAS/WASL-interacting protein family member 1-like. The transcript is spliced from 2 exons. The record is from RefSeq and is a predicted model, not a curated record. Gene Ontology annotation, molecular function: peptidase inhibitor activity. NCBI's taxonomy places the organism in Eukaryota, Metazoa, Arthropoda, Malacostraca, Decapoda, Penaeidae. Gene Ontology annotation, cellular component: extracellular region. Bases 30 to 524 code for a protein of 164 amino acids.